CGUGGCGAGGACUGAACGUCGAAUGCGCUGCCAAAGUCGUAAACUCGCGCAAACUUUUUGAUAAUACAAUGAAGCAAAACAUCACAAAAAAGUGUUCGUAACUUUGUCACUAGUUACUAGUACGGUGUGCCGGCGAAUAAACUUAGACGUGAGCGAGUUGCGUGACUAACUUAGUUGUAAGUGAAGUGUGUGACCGUUAAGUUGAAGUUGUUGCCGCAACAAGAUGGGUGCCUAGGAUUUGUUGGAUUAUUACUUGAUACUGUUUAGAAAGUGUACAAAAACGAGAUGGCAGUCAAUCGGUUGCUUUCACCGGUAACUUUGGUGCUGAUUUGUUCAGUGCUCGGUGUUCGACCUGAUGAUGAGCAGCACGACGCUCGGGAGGGCGAUGACGUCACGAUGCAGUGCCGGUUCGCGUUGGAGGCCAACGCGGGGGAGUCCCCCACCUACUACUGGGUGAGGAGCACCACCAGCGGACAUGACAACGUCGCCAUCGGGAACAUACCGCUCGAGACCAACUACCAGACACUUUACGCACCAUCGGAAGGCAGAUAUGACUUGAUGGUAUCUAAUGUGAGCUACGAACGGGACAAUGGCAGGUUCGAGUGCCGGAUCAAAGCGGGAGGCUCGGGAAGGACGCUGCACUCCCAGGGUCACAACCUGGUGGUCCUCACACAGCCCCAGCCGCCACUGUUGAGCCCUGGAACCAAGGCGCAAGCUCAGGAAGGAAGGGAGCUCAACUUGACGUGUUCUUCUGUUGGUGGCUCACCUAGUCCAGAUAUAAAAUGGUACCGUGACACAUCGACAUAUCCACUGGAAGCGACCGUGGUCCAGGGUAGGACGCGGCAGGAGCCGACCGUGGCCAUCCUAACACUGGCUCCAAGUCGGGAAGAUGAUGGGGCUACGUUCCGCUGUAUGGUGUGGAACCGGGCCAUGCCUGACGGACAAAGAAUGGAUGCAACCGUCGAACUCAAUGUUAAUUACUUUCCGAGAAUCGAGAUCGGCCCAGAAAAUCCUCUUCACGUUGAAAUUGACGGCACAGCGACUAUGGAAUGUAAAGUCGACGCUAAGCCCAAAGUUAACAGCGUGCGCUGGACGAGAAAUGGAAAAUAUAUUUCGAAUUCUUUCAUCCACACGAUCCAAGGAGUGACGACACAGGACGCAGGCAAAUACACUUGCAGCGCAGACAAUGGCCUCGACCAUCCCGGAGAAAAGGAUAUAUAUCUUGACGUUCUCUUUCCACCCAGCGUGACAGUCGAUUCUAAAACAUACGAGGCAGAAGAGGGAGGCACGGUCGAAAUUCGCUGCGAAGUUUCCGCAAACCCCGAGCCAAUUUCUAUCGAAUGGACAAAGGAAGGGCGAAACGAUUUCCGACAGAAAGGCAAUACGUUAGUCUUAACUCGAGUCGACGCAGAUAUGGCGGGUACUUACGUGUGCAAAGCAGUCAACGUUAUUACUUCCACGACUGGAAAUAAGAUGGAGCGAGCGAACAGUGCUUCGGUGGCUGUUCUAGUGAGGCAUAAGCCAGGGCGUGCUUUUAUCAGCCCUGACAGGCCAGUGGCUAACGAGGGAGCUGGUGUUACUCUAACAUGUAGUGCCAAGCCACCUGGCUGGCCCGCGCCCCAAUACAGAUGGUUCAGAGAUAUUGAUGUAGGAGACGCCAAGCCGAACGCAUUAGCCACAGGAAAUAAGUACACCAUACCAAGCGCACAUCUCGGUAGCGAGGGCGUUUAUCACUGUCAGGCCACAAAUGAACUCGGACAUGGCGAGAUUGCUUCCGUAAAUCUCGAAGUGUAUCAACCGCCGCGAUUCCAAUCUAAAUUGCAGCCGCAUAUGAUUAAGAACGCCGGUGAGAGGAACUUCUCUCUAACUUGCAUUGCGUUGGGGAAACCACUUCCCCAUGUAAAGUGGUACAAGGAUAACUCUGAGAUAAAGGCCGAAGCUAAUUUGUACGAAGUUAAAACAGAGAUGAACGAGAGUAGAAACGCCGCGUACAACAUUCAGAGCAUGCUGAGGUUCCGUGGGAGAGCGAGGCCGAAUGGUGACGAUCUGCUGCCUGAAGACAGAGGCGUCUACUCUUGCUCCUUUGAAAAUGAGGUCAAGAAAGUGGAGUCAACUAUGCAGUUACGAAUUGAACACGAACCCAUAUCAAUCCGACAGCAGAGCAAAGUGGCAUUUGAUUUAAUGGAGAACGCCGAAAUAUCAUGCCGAGUGCAAGCGUAUCCGAAACCAGAGUUUCAGUGGUUCUACGGAACGAACAGCGCGCCAUUGCAAAUGUCAUCUGACGGACAUUACGAGAUUACAACGACCACAGACAAUAAUGACUCAUACUUAAGCAUACUGCUCAUACGCAACAUAAAGUCCCAGGAUUACGGCGAGUACUAUUGUAAAGUUAAAAACUCGCUUGGUAGUAUUCGGCCACAGAUAAUGCUACAGCCAAAAGGUGCUCCCGAAUCCCCGCGUGGUCUGUCAAGUCAGAAAGUAGGUCCCACGUAUGUGACGUUGAAAUGGGAAGCAGGUUUUGAUGGAGGUCUAUCAAGUACUAAGUACUUUGUGCUGUACCGCCGACUCAAGAGUCCCCUGGGGGGCGAGCAUUGUGUUUCCGAGAGGAGCGACGAGUUUGAUUGGAAGGAGUACGACUGCCGCAGAUCCAAUCCUUGCAACCUGACACGUUUGGAUCAACACAAUACUUAUAAUUUCAAGGUUAAAGCCGUGAACACAAAAGGACAGAGUAACUACUCCAACGAGAUUGGCGUGACCACCAAAGUGGACAAGAUUGCACCUCCGGAGCAAGUGACGUUUGACCCCAGUACCAAGACUGUGGGCUUCAGUGUGGGGCCUACUUGCCUGCCCCUGGUGGGCGUUGCUGAAGGGUUAGCUGCUGUUGGUGGAUGGCAGGUUGUGGACACAAUAACCCUGCAACUGUCAGGAGUCAGUACAACGGUGCAGGAGACGACUCUAGACCCCCCCACAUCCCGCGGCAGGGGUUCUACACCUCCACUAGAUCAAUUAAACCCAAGGCUUCGCUUGAAGCUUUGUUUACAAGACAAUCAAGAUAUAUGCAGCGAGAACGUGGAGGCUGACAUUGGUCCAUCGUACACAAAAGAAGCAGCUGCUCUUACAACAGCCACCGUCAUCGCAAUUAUCGUUUCUUCUCUCGUCUUCAUUAUAUUCCUUAGUCUUCUCUUCAUUUUCUGCCGAUGCAAACGCAACGAAAAUAAAAAAGAAACUUCAAAAGACUACGAGAUGGACGCGAUGAGACCCCCCAUGGUCUCGCCGCCGAACCAAGCUCCGCCACCAUACUAUCCAAGCUCAGGAAUGGAGAACAAGGCUCUAGAACAUUCCAUGGAGCUUCAGAUGGCAAUGGAUGAGUCCAAAAACGCCGUGUAUGCGACCCAGGGUGGUUAUGGAUACCACAUCGCGCCGCACGCCCAAGGACAUCCCGGACAAAACAUGUCAAAUACGGACUGGGUGAAUAUGGGAUACAUUGAGAACAGCUACGCGAAUAGCAACAACGGAGGCAGCGUCAACUCUCAAGACUCUCUCUGGCAGAUGAAGAUGGCCGCCGCAAACGCCGCGCCUGGUAUACCCUCGCAUCAGAUGAUGGAUCGCCAGAGCAACUAUGGUUACGACCCGAUAGCGCACGGCGGCUACGGCACCAUUGAUGACUACGCCCCGUACCCUCCUCUGCAGCAUGGCACACAUCCGCAUACGCCCGCCCCCGACUACGCCCUACGCUCUUCACAGACUCCCUCGCGGCAGGACUACUGCUCAGAUCCCUACGCCUCCGUCCACAAGCCCAAGAAACGAAUGGAGCAACAUAUCGAAUCACCGUAUCAUGAGGUGAGUGGACUACCAGAGACAUACGGAGCCAACGAGGGCGCGGGCUCCGCAGGAAACGAGGACAAACCUCCACAUCUGUCGCUCAGCUAUGACGAGUCGCUGGAGUCCGGAUAUUCCACGCCCAACUCUCGCGCCCGUCGUGUCAUACGGGAGAUUAUUGUCUAAACAUGACACGCUGUAUGUAUGCUAUUAGCAGAGGAUUAUACUAAUAUAAUCAUGCUAUUAUGUGCUGUAUUGUAUAGCUUUUAUGCUAUUUACUCCAAUUAUUGUUAAAUUUACCGUUCAUUGAUAGAUAUGCGAUAUAGAUGCGAAUUAUGUAUCGUGGAAUGUACCAGGUAUCGCAAAUUGCGCCACUGUUUUAUCAUAUAUAUAUCAUAUUUAAAUAUCUUGCACAGAAGUAUUGCUCAUUGAUAAUUCAAAAGAUAUAUAACUGUUACAUUAAAUUUCAGCAAAUGCCAUCUUUUUUAGAGUAAUUGUGUAGCUAUACUUCUGGCAAAGAGACUUAAGACUUGGAUAUCUGAUCCUCAGCCUAAUGGCUCCCGAUUACUGUCGGAGCAAUUACUGUCAGAUAGUGGCUUAGACAUUUCUGGUCUGAAUACGUGAAUUUUCGUAAGUUUUUCUUAAGAAAAACACAAUUUAACUUGAACUGUUUUAUUGUUACUUUCAAAAUAACUACAAUAGUAUAUUAAUGAUCAGAAUUGUCCGAUGCUAUGUAUAUAUAGAAUCACUCAUACAAUAGUAUUUAUAUCCUUUCAGAGAGAAGUAAUGUGACAAGCAAGUGAAGUAUAUUUAUACUUGGUGUGAAAGUUUUAUUAGUUAUGACUUUAAACUAUAAACUUGAGAUAUAAACUCAAUAGAUUUGAAUAUAUCUAGAACUGAAAUGAAAAAAUAUUAGUCAA
Molecule: messenger RNA, 4739 nt
Organism: Leptidea sinapis
Lineage: Eukaryota; Metazoa; Arthropoda; Insecta; Lepidoptera; Pieridae
Gene: ed
Product: hemicentin-2-like
Exons: 12
Coding region: 286-4005 (1239 amino acids)
Biological process (GO): cell-cell adhesion
Cellular component (GO): cell-cell junction
Molecular function (GO): cell adhesion molecule binding
Source: RefSeq, a predicted model, not a curated record